Molecule: messenger RNA, 696 nt
Organism: Mesocricetus auratus (golden hamster)
Lineage: Eukaryota; Metazoa; Chordata; Mammalia; Rodentia; Cricetidae
Gene: Atp5pd
Product: ATP synthase peripheral stalk subunit d
Exons: 6
Coding region: 144-629 (161 amino acids)
Biological process (GO): proton motive force-driven ATP synthesis
Molecular function (GO): proton transmembrane transporter activity
Source: RefSeq, a predicted model, not a curated record
UGCUCAUUGGAUGACGUGCGGAGCGAGAGCCCGUCUGCUGCUCUUUCGGAUUAGCCGAAAGAGGGGAGAACUUCCGGCGGUCCACUUCCGUUCCUUGCUGCUGGAGAGACGGCGCUCCGCCGGGGUCGGCGAAGGAUCCCAAGAUGGCCGGGCGUAAGCUUGCCCUAAAAACCAUUGACUGGGUGUCUUUUGUGGAGAUCAUACCCCGAAACCAAAAGACAAUUGCAAACUCCCUAAAGUCGUGGAAUGAGAUCCUCCACACCAGGUUGGCUAAUCUGCCUGAGAAACCACCAGCGAUUGACUGGGCUUAUUACAAGGCCAACGUGGCCAAGGCUGGCUUGGUGGAUGAUUUUGAGAAGAAGUAUAAUGCCCUGAAGAUCCCAGUGCCUGAGGAUAAAUACACAGCCCUGGUGGACAGCGAGGAAAAGGAGGAUGUGAAGAACUGUGCUGCGUUCCUGUCCGAGUCCCAGGUCAGGAUCCAGGAAUAUGAGAAGCAGCUGGAGAAGAUUAAGAUGAUGAUCCCCUUUGAUCAGAUGACCAUUGAUGACUUGAAUGAAGUCUUCCCGGAAACCAAGCUGGACAAGAAGAAGUACCCGUACUGGCCUCACCAGCCCAUCGAGAACCUGUGAAACAGGCCAGGAGGGAGCGCCAGCCCUUCACUGCACACUUGGACAUUAAAAUAAAGCAUUUACGUUC